This is a messenger RNA of Morus notabilis, 4016 nucleotides long. Its product is annotated as alpha-mannosidase 2. Gene Ontology annotation, molecular function: carbohydrate binding; alpha-mannosidase activity. The record is from RefSeq and is a predicted model, not a curated record. Lineage: Eukaryota; Viridiplantae; Streptophyta; Magnoliopsida; Rosales; Moraceae. The transcript is spliced from 4 exons. Gene Ontology annotation, cellular component: Golgi membrane. The coding region runs from base 186 to 3662 and encodes 1158 amino acids. Gene Ontology annotation, biological process: protein deglycosylation; mannose metabolic process; N-glycan processing.
UGUCUCUGCAACUACAAAUCCCACCAUAGAUCCCUAACACCUCCGAUCUAGCACUUCACUUCUCUCCCUUCUCAGUCUCGUUGAAAACCUGACAGUUGACCCGAAAAAACAAAAGAAAUGAGAGUUCCAAACACCUAAUUCGAUUCCGCUUUAUUUAGCAACAGACCAACCUCGAUCUCUCAUCAAUGGCGUUCUCCACGCGCCGUGGCGGCUGGGCGAACUCUCUCCUGCCGUCGACCUCCGUAUCUUCCCCUUCCUCCACCUCCAAAUCCAAAUUCUCCAGAAAAUCUCGCCGGCGAUUAGCCCUAAAGGACUUCCUCUUCAAGAACUUCUUCGCCAUCGGCCUUUUCGUCUCCCUCUUCUUUUUCUUCCUCGUCGUCCUCCGCUACGGCGUCCCCACGCCGAUCACCUCCACUUUCAGAUCCCGCAACACGGCCCGAAUAGCUAAACCUCGAAAACCGAGCUACCGGAAGCCCGUUUCGGGUGGCGACGCCGGAGCCGCCGUGGAUAUCACGACCAAGGGCUUGUACGACAAGAUUGAGUUCCUGGAUGUGGACGGCGGUGCUUGGAAGCAAGGUUGGAAGGUGACCUAUGGAGGAGACGAGUGGGAUACGGAGAAAUUGAAGAUCAUUGUGGUGCCUCAUUCGCAUAACGAUCCUGGCUGGAAGCUCACCGUCGAGGAGUACUAUGAUAGGCAGUCCAGGCACAUUCUCGACACGAUUGUCGACACGCUUUCCAAGGACUCUCGAAGGAAGUUUAUAUGGGAAGAGAUGUCGUAUUUGGAGAGAUGGUGGAGGGAUGCCUCAGAUAACAGAAAGGAAUCGUUCGUCAAUCUAGUGAAGAAUGGCCAGUUAGAGAUUGUUGGUGGUGGCUGGGUGAUGAAUGAUGAGGCUAAUUCACAUUAUUUUGCCAUUAUUGAGCAGAUCACAGAGGGGAAUAUGUGGUUGAAUGACAAUAUUGGAGCUAUUCCUAAAAAUUCUUGGGCAAUAGAUCCAUUUGGUUACUCACCUACCAUGGCAUAUCUUCUCCGUCGAAUGGGUUUUGAUAAUAUGCUUAUCCAGAGGACCCAUUACGAGCUGAAGAAGGAACUUUCUCUUCAUAAAAAUUUGGAAUAUAUAUGGCGUCAGAGUUGGGAUGCAGAGGAAACUACUGAUAUUUUUGUCCACAUGAUGCCCUUCUAUUCUUAUGAUAUUCCACAUACUUGUGGACCAGAGCCUGCAAUUUGUUGCCAGUUUGACUUUGCUCGAAUGCGUAGUUUCACGUAUGAAUCCUGUCCAUGGGGAGAUCAUCCUGUAGAGACCAAUCAAGAGAAUGUUAAGGAAAGGGCAUUCAAACUACUAGAUCAAUAUAGGAAGAAAUCAACCUUAUACAGGACAAACACACUUCUUGUUCCUCUUGGAGAUGAUUUCCGCUACAUCAACGUUGAUGAAGCUGAAGCUCAAUUUAGGAAUUAUCAAUUGUUAUUUGAUUAUAUCAAUUCUAAUCCCUCCUUAAAUGCAGAGGCUAAGUUUGGAACUUUGGAAGACUACUUUCGAACUCUUCGUGAGGAGUCUGAGAGAAUAAAUUACUCUCGCCCUGGUGAGGUUGGCUCUGGACAGGUUGGAGGGUUUCCUUCUCUAUCAGGUGACUUCUUUACUUAUGCUGAUAGGCAACAGGACUAUUGGAGUGGUUAUUAUGUCUCGAGGCCUUUUUUCAAGGCUGUUGAUCGGGUUCUAGAGCAAACACUCCGUGCUACAGAUAUGAUGAUGGCUCUAUUGCUUGGGUACUGUCAGAGAGCACAAUGUGAGAAAUUGCCGGUGGGGUUUUCCUACAAACUGACGGCUGCGAGAAGAAAUUUGGCUCUUUUCCAGCAUCAUGAUGGGGUGACUGGUACUGCAAAGGAUCAUGUGGUCCUAGACUAUGGGACUCGGAUGCAUACUUCCUUGCAAGACUUGCAGAUUUUCUUGUCUAAGGCUAUUGAAGUGCUGCUUAAAAUACGCCAUGAGAAAUCAGAUCAGAAUCCUUCUCAGUUUGAGCCUGCACAGGUGAGAUCUAAGUAUGAUGCUCAGCCUGUUCAUAAGACCAUAAUUUCUCGUGAAGGGACGUAUCAAUCGGUGGUCUUAUUCAAUCCUUCAGAGCAAGCAAGAGAAGAGGUUGUGAUGGUUAUUGUUAACAAACCGGAUGUUACUGUUGUGGAUUCAAACUGGACAUGCAUUCAAAGUCAAACUGCUCCUGAAUUGCAGCAUGACAAAAGCAACAUUUUCAGUGGGAGGCAUCGUGUCUAUUUUAAAGCUUCUAUUCCUGCACUAGGGUUGCAAACAUAUUACAUUGCUAACGGUUUUGCUGGAUGCGAAAAAGCCAAGCCAUCAAAACUAAAAUUCUUCUCUAAGUCUGGUUCAUUGCCUUGUCCAACUCCUUAUGCGUGUUCAAAAGCCAAAGAUGACACAGUCCAAAUCCGGAAUCGGCAUCAGACCCUCACCUUUGAUGUCGCAACUGGUCUGUUGCAGAAAAUAAUCCACAAAGAUGGUUCUCAAAAUGUGGUCGGUGAAGAAAUAUCUAUGUACUCUAGCUGGGGAAGUGGAGCGUACCUGUUCAAACCAACUGGUGAUGCCCAACCUAUUGUUAAAUCAGGUGGACAAAUUGUGAUCUCUGAGGGCUCUUUGAUGCAAGAAUUAUUUUCUUAUCCACAUACGGAAUGGGUGAAAAGCCCCAUUUCCCAUAGUACCCGGUUGUAUAAUGGAGAAAAUACUGUACAGGAGUUUCUUAUAGAGAAGGAAUAUCAUGUUGAGCUUCUUGGAGCUGAAUUUGAUGAUAAGGAGAUAAUAACCAGGUACAAAACUGAUAUUGAUAGCAAGAGAGUAUUCUUUUCGGAUUUAAAUGGCUUCCAGAUGAGCCGGAGAGAAACCUACGACAAAAUUCCAGUGCAAGGAAAUUACUACCCCAUGCCUUCUCUUGCGUUCAUGCAAGGAUCUAAUGGUCAGCGGUUCUCUGUCCAUUCCCGACAGUCGUUGGGUGUUGCAAGCGUUAAAGAUGGAUGGUUAGAGAUUAUGCUUGAUCGUCGUUUGGUAAGAGAUGAUGGACGUGGUCUUGGGCAAGGCGUGAUGGACAACCGUGCAAUGAAUGUGAUCUUUCACAUCCUUGUAGAGUCCAAUAUUUCCUCUACUAAAAACUCAGUUUCAAACUCUUUGCCCUUAAACCCGUCUCUUCUUUCUCACCGCAUCGGUGCUCACUUGAACUACCCACUACAUGCAUUCAUUUCCAAGAAGCCACAAGAUAUGUCCAUGCGGCCACCGCCAAGAUCUUUUGCCCCAUUGGCAAUUUCCUUACCAUGCGACUUGCACAUUGUUAGCUUUAAGGUUCCCAGGCCUUUGAAAUACUCUCAGCAACAAGUCGGAGAUCCGAGGUUCGUGCUAAUCUUACAGAGGCUAAGUUGGGAUUCAUCAUACUGUCACAAGGGCAGGUCACAGUGCACCAGCAUCGCCAAAGAACCUGUUAAUCUGUUUCACAUGUUCAGGGAGCUUGCGGUUUUGAAUGCAAAAGCAACUUCCUUGAAUCUUUUGCAUGAAGAUUCGGAGAUGCUUGGGUAUCCUGAGCAAUCUGGUGAAGUUGCACAAGAGGGACACGUUUUGGUUUCUCCCAUGGAAAUUCAGGCUUACAAGUUAGACCUACGUCCACAACAAUAAUUCCUCCACUUGGUUUUCUGCGACUCUAGUCUCGUUGAUGCUCAUUUACCACCAUCAGUUUGCCGCCAAUUUUUAUGCUUCUAUAGUUGAAUCAAGGAAGCUUAUCUAACGGUCGAAGAUUUGGAAGGCGGGCAGAGUUCAUAGAAGUGAGAAAAUAUAGGUGGCUUUGCCGAGGAAAAUAAUUGGAAGAUAAUUGACUCAUGAAUAUUUUGGUGUACAGUUGGUGUUCACAUUAUGUAAUAGAGAUGAUAUUUGUGGCUCAUUGUAAGUAAGGGGAUUUAGGAUUAGAGUUUCACUCCCCAAAGUAUACAACGAGAAUGAUAUUCGAGUUAUUUCAGGCACAAUUUUGCUUUU